UCUCGGGGCGCAGGUUGGAGGCUGCCCGCGCCGCGUCCUGCUGCGCACGUGGGAGGCCGCGCUCCGGCCCCUGCAGUCCACCGCGAUGCCGCGCGCGCCGCGCUGCCGAGCCGUGCGCUCCCUGCUGCGCAGCCGCUACCGCCAGGUGCUGCCGCUGGCCACGUUUGUGCGGCGCCUGGGGCCCGAGGGCCGGCGGCUCGUGCAGCGCGGGGACCCGGCGGCUUUUCGCGCGCUGGUGGCGCAGUGCCUGGUGUGCGUGCCCUGGGACGCACGGCCGCCCCCCGCCGCCCCCUCCUUCCACCAGGUGUCCCCCCUGAAGGAGCUGGUGGCCCGGGUGCUGCAGAGGCUGUGCGAGCGCGGCGCGAGGAACGUGCUGGCCUUCGGCUUCGCGCUGCUGGAUGGCGCCGGCGGCGGCCCCCCCGAGGCCUUCACCACCAGCGUGCGCAGCUACCGGCCCAACACGGUGACGGAGACGCUGCGCGGCAGCGGGGCGUGGGCGCUGCUGCUGCGCCGCCUGGGCGACGACGUGCUGGUUUACCUGCUGGCGCACUGCGCGCUCUACGUGCUGGUGGCUCCCAGCUGCGCCUACCAGGUGUGCGGGCCGCCCCUGUACGAGCUCCGUGCUGACCCCGAGCCCCGGCCCGCGCCACACGCGGCUGGGACGCGAAGGGGUCUGGGACGCGAACGGACCUGGAGCAGCAGCGUCACGGAGCCCGGGGUCCGCCUGGGCCUGCCAGCCCCGGGUGCGAGAAGGCGCCGGGGCAGCGCCAGUGUAAGUCCACCAUGGCCCAAGAGGCCCAGGUGUGGGCCUGCUCCGGAGCCGGAGCGGACGCCUGUGGAGCAGGGAUCCCGGGCGCACCCGGGCAGGACGCGUGGACCGAGCGGCCGUGGUUUCUGUGUGGUGUCACCUGCCGCAGCCGCCGAGGAAGCCCCUGGCGCAUGCCACUCGUACCCAUCAGUGGGCCGCCAGCCCGGCUUGGGGCCCCCAUCCACAUCGCGGUCACCGCAGCCCCGGGACACGCCUUGUCCCCUGGUGUAUGCCGAGACCAAGCACUUCCUCUACUCUUCGGGUGCCCAGGAGCGGCUUCGGCCCUCCUUCCUACUCAGCGCCCUGCGCCCCAGCCUGACCGGCGCCCGCAGGCUCCUGGACACCAUCUUUCUGGGUUCGAGGCCAGGGACGCCCCGCAGGCUGCCCCGCCUGCCCCAGCGUUACUGGCAGAUGCGGCCCUUGUUUCUGGAGCUGCUUGGGAACCACGCGCGGUGCCCCUACAGGGCGCUCCUCAAGACGCACUGCCCGCUGCGGACUGCGAUCACCCCGGCGGCCCGUGUCUGUGCCCAGAAGCCCCUGGGCUCUGUGGCAGCCCCCGAGGAGGAGGACACAGACCCCCGUCGCCUGGUGCAGCUGCUCCGCCAGCACAGCAGCCCCUGGCAGGUGUACGGCUUCCUGCGGGCCUGCCUGCGCCGGCUGGUGCCCCCCGGCCUCUGGGGCUCCAGGCACAACGAGCGUCGCUUCCUCAGGAACACCAAGAAGUUCAUCUCUCUGGGGAAGCAUGCCAAGAUCUCGCUGCAGGAGCUGACCUGGAAGAUGAGCGUGCGUGACUGCGCUUGGCUGCGCAGGAGCCCAGGGCUUGGCAGUGUUCCGGCUGCAGAGCACCGUCUGCGGGAGGAGAUCCUGGCCAAGUUUCUGCACUGGCUGCUGGGUGUGUACGUGGUGGAGCUGCUGAGAUCUUUUUUUUAUGUCACGGAGACCACGUUUCAGAAGAACAGGCUCUUUUUCUACCGGAAGAGUGUCUGGAGCAAGUUGCAAAGCAUCGGAAUCAGGUAAUGUAUUCCAACACACGUCCUCUGCUUCUUGAGGUUCUGGAGAUGGAAGCACCGGCCCCGGCCCCGGGUGCUGGGCCUCUCCUGCGCGGGCCGGGGUCAGGGCAUCAGCCCCGGAGCACCCUCGGCCUCAGCGGCCAUGGAGCGCCAGGCCGCAGGCACAGAUGCCCAAAUCCAGUGCAGCCGCGCCAGCCCCCCGUGUCCCUAUGGGUGGUUUCGGGGGAAAAGGCUGAAGGGCAGCGGCGUCAGGGAGCUGGUGGCGCAGCUCUGUGUGUCCUGGUUGGAAGAAGCAUGUGCCCAGCCCUGGGCCGGGGCGGGCAGUAUUUGUGGCUCACGGCCCCCCCUCUGCCGGCAGGUCUGCACCCUGACGGACCUCCAGCCGUACAUGCGGCAGUUUGUGGCCCACCUGCAGGAGACCAGCUCCCUGAGGGAUGCCGUCGUCAUCGAGCAGAGCUCCUCCCUGAAUGAGGCCAGCAGUGGCCUCUUCGACGUCUUCCUACGCUUCUUGUGCAACCACGUCGUGAGGAUCGGGGGCAAGUCCUACGUCCAGUGUCAGGGGAUCCCGCAGGGCUCCAUCCUGUCCACACUGCUCUGCAGCCUGUGCUACGGCGACAUGGAGAACAAGUUGUUUGCCGGGAUUCGGCAGGACGGGCUGCUCCUGCGUUUGGUGGAUGACUUCUUGUUGGUGACACCUCACCUCAGCCACGCAAAAGCCUUCCUCAGGACCCUUGUUCAAGGUAUCCCUGAGUAUGGCUGUGUGGUGAACUUGCGGAAGACGGUGGUGAACUUCCCCGUGGACGAUGAGGCCUUGGGCAGCGCAGUGUUUGUCCAGCUCCCAGCCCAUGGCCUGUUCCCCUGGUGCGGCCUGCUGCUGGACACCCGGACCCUGGAGGUGCAGAGUGACUUCUCUAGCUACGCCCGGACCUCCAUCAGAGCCAGUCUCACCUUCAACCGCAGCUUCAAGGCCGGGAGGAGCAUGCGUCGCAAACUAUUUGGGGUCUUGCGGCUGAAGUGUCACAGCCUCUUUCUGGAUUUGCAGGUGAACAGCCUCCAGACGGUGUACACCAAUGUCUACAAGACCUUCCUGCUGCAGGCUUACAGGUUCCAUGCAUGCGUGCUUCAGCUCCCAUUUCAGCAGCAAGUGUGGAAGAACCCGGCGUUUUUCCUGCGUGUUAUCUCUGACAUGGGCUCCCUCUGCUACUCCAUUCUGAAAGCCAAGAACGCAGGGACAUCACUGGGGGCCAAGGGCGCCGCCGGCCUGCUGCCCUCCGAGGCUGUGCACUGGCUGUGCCGCCAAGCCUUCCUGCUCAAGCUGAGUCGACACCGCGUCACCUACGCGCCGCUCCUGGGGUCGCUCAGGACAGCCCAGUCGCAGCUGAGUCGGAAGCUCCUGGGGACGACGCUGGCUGCCUUGGAGGCUGUAGCCAGCCCAGCGCUGCCCUCCGACUUCAAGACUAUCCUGGACUGAUGGCCGCCCACCCACAGCAGGGCCGAGGGAGGGCACCGGCAGCCCUGUCACGCCAGCCUCUACGUCUGAGGGAGGGAGGGGCAGCCCAUCCCCAGGCCAACGCCGCUGGGCCAGCCCCUCAGGUCCCUGGGUGUGCGAUGCAAGGGCGGCGCCAAAGUGCUCCUUCCUGUGUGGGGGGUCCCCUCCCUGGUGCCUCCAGGAGCAGAGCCUGCCCACCGAGACCCUCUCAUUACUGGUGGGGGUGGUCCAUCCUUCAGCUGCGUCCUCUCAGGGGAGGCAGGCUGCAGAAGCAGGUGGUGGGUGCUGAGCCUGUCUGCACACAGCCUGAGGUCCAUCCUGGUCCGGGGGCCUUUCUCAUGUCCCCAAAACAGGGGCCCUUGGGAGGCCCUCAGCCCUCUGCACCCAGCCAGGCUGCAGCAGCCGGGAGCCUCUGGACCCGGGGUGCUGUCCUGGGUGAGGCACCCUCCUGCUGACCCGCAGCCGGCAUCACCCAAAGUCCGCUCCUGACAGGGCUUUCCCUGAAAGCAAGUGGCCGAGUCAGGCGGUUAAGGCCUUGUCCUUGCGUGCCCUGCGCCACCCCUGUGUCCCCAUGCUGGCCCCGAGCCCUGAGCAUCUGGCUGAGGCCUGAGUGUCCAGUGUACCCGCUGUCCUCACCCACCUGAGGCUGUGAGGCUGGUACUUGUCUCCACCCCAGGGCCAGCUCCUCCUCUCCGGGGGCCUGGCUUCCGCUCCCCACACAAACAGUCCCUCACCCUGACCUCUGACCUCCACCCCGCCAUCCAGGUGGAGACCCUGAGAAGGACCCUGGGAGCUCUGGGAAUUCGGGUGACCAAGGGUGUACCCUGCACCUGGACGGGGGCCCCUGUGGGUCACACUGGGGGGCUGUGGGAGUAAAAUACUGAAUAUAUGA
Molecule: messenger RNA, 4199 nt
Organism: Sapajus apella (tufted capuchin)
Lineage: Eukaryota; Metazoa; Chordata; Mammalia; Primates; Cebidae
Gene: TERT
Product: telomerase reverse transcriptase
Exons: 14
Biological process (GO): telomere maintenance via telomerase
Cellular component (GO): telomerase catalytic core complex
Molecular function (GO): telomerase RNA binding; telomeric repeat DNA binding
Source: RefSeq, a predicted model, not a curated record